AUGCCUAGUGACACGCGCCCAACGCAGUUUGGAACUCAACCAGACCACCUCGUUGACCCUGAACUCUUGCGUCAAUUAAAUGCUAAAAGAGAUGUUCUUGUGAACGCAUAUGAUCAAAUCGCUCAAGCACUUAGAUUCGCUGCAAAAGCUUGUGAUGAAUUUCAAUCGUUAAUCCCAAGAGAUGUAGGCAUUGUUCCUAGCGAUAGUCACAUGAGUGGAUCCGGCCACUCUUUACACCCAUCAAGAAAAUUUAAAAAGUCUCAGAUAAAGGAUCCAAAUGCUCCAAAACGCCCAAACACAGCUUACAUCUUGUUUAGUAAUGAAAUUCGCGCUGAGACAAAAGCUGAUAACCCAAAUGCAAACCAAAAAGAAAUCGUAACUCUCAUAGGUCAAAAAUGGAAAGCUUUGUCAAGAGAACAAAAAAAGGUUUAUGAAGACCGUUAUUUCGCUGAUAAAGAACGAUACGAUGAAGAACUUCGUGUAUAUAGGGCAACACAUGGUCACGUAGAAUCACCCCCUGAAACAUCUUCUAAUGAAGAUAAUGGGGAUCAUGGUGCCUCGGCUAAACUUGUUUCUAAUGCACCAAAUGUUUACGUUCCUAAUUUGGGUCCUAUUUCCGCAACUUCUGUUGGUGCAAUUCAAGGCGAUGUUAGCACAAUGCCUAUUUCCGUACCACCAUCGGAAACAGAAAAUUCUGCCUUGUUCGAAUCUUUCAUUGGUGCAUUCCAAACAGGAGAACAGCAAGAUGCGCUUGCUGCGGCAUUAGCAACAUCAGUUGAAGCUAUUUCAGGUUCAACUUCUAAUUUAAAUAAACGUACCUCUACUGAAGAUGACUCAGCUGACGUCUCGAAACAAGAUGACGAAGCUCCUGCGGCAAAAAGAACACGUGCUUCCUCUAAAAAAGCUAAUGAGGAAGAUGUUUUCAAUCCACCGGCUGAUGAUCUUGGAACUAAUACUGAACAAAAUGAUUCGGCCACUACAACGAAGAGAACAAGAACUAAACGAGGAGCUGCUGCUAAUGGCGCUGCAUCAACAUCUCAAUCUAAAACCGCUUCUGCUGCUACUACUCGUAGUCGACGCGGUGGAAAUGCCUGA
This is a messenger RNA of Dentiscutata heterogama, 1095 nucleotides long. The record is from the annotation of a GenBank genome assembly. NCBI's taxonomy places the organism in Eukaryota, Fungi, Glomeromycota, Glomeromycetes, Diversisporales, Gigasporaceae.